AUUAUAUAUACACACAAAUUUUUAGUCAUGCAUCUUGCUUGAUCAAAACAAUAAUACAAAUAAUAAUUUUAAUAAUUUCAUCAAGGCAAAAAAAGAAUAAGCACAAAUAUAAUGGUUUCUUCAUCCAAACUACUGCUUUAUUAUCUUUCACUUUCAGCGUUUCUUGUGAUUUCUAAUCACGCGGGGACUUCCAAGGCGGAGUACUCUGACGACGGCGAGGGGGGUGAUUCAAAUUCAGGUAUGGAAUACUAUUUCCCAUCACCGCCGCCGCCGCCGAGCAUGGAAGAGAGGCGCCGAUGCGAAGACGUGAGGUGUCGUUUUCCGUCGUGUUUGGAUUACCUGAGUGGGGCGGAGGACUCGCCGUCGCUGACGUGUUGCACAAACCUCGAAGCUCUGAACUGCAUCGCGAGAGAGGAAGGUCCACGUAGGAUUUGUGAGUGCAUCGAAGACUUGCGUCCCUCUCUCCUUGAAUCUCGGAUUCGCGGGAUCUACAAGGAGUGCGGUAUUCACCUCAGUUUCCCCAUUUCUCAACAUAUGGACUGUUCGAGUGUUUAGGGGAUUUGGAGCUUCUCAAAGUUUGAAAAUUCGAUCUCAGCUCUUAGCUUGCCACAUAUAAACCUUGCCUAUAUUUAAUACUAGUACUAAUAUUUUUGUUUUUGUUUUGAACACAUGAUGCGCUACGCAUGUUGUAAGAUGGUGUACAUUCGAUCAGUAUCUUUGAUUUCUUCAUUACUACAUUAUUUACAAAAGUAAAUUAAUUAAUGAAUGAAAAAUCAAAAUAAAAUUAAUGGGUCGAUGAAAUAUCAAAAAUAAA
Molecule: messenger RNA, 814 nt
Organism: Cuscuta europaea
Lineage: Eukaryota; Viridiplantae; Streptophyta; Magnoliopsida; Solanales; Convolvulaceae
Source: the annotation of a GenBank genome assembly